This is a messenger RNA of Pipistrellus nathusii (Nathusius's pipistrelle), 1086 nucleotides long. The record is from the annotation of a GenBank genome assembly. Lineage: Eukaryota; Metazoa; Chordata; Mammalia; Chiroptera; Vespertilionidae.
AUGGUCACUGAGAUCACUGACCCUGACUAUUUCCUGGCAAACUAUAGCUCUUCCUUUGACUAUGGAGGAGAAAACGAGAGUGACAUCUGCUGUAAUUCCCCACCCUGCCCACAAGACGUCAGCCUGAACUUUGACCGGGCCUUCCUGCCAGCCCUCUAUGGCCUCCUCUUUGUGCUGGGGCUGCUGGGCAAUGGCGCUGUGGUGGCUGUGCUGCUGAGCCAACGAGCAGCCCUAAGUAGCACCGACACCUUCCUGCUUCACCUGGCCGUGGCUGACGCCCUGCUGGUGCUAACCCUCCCACUCUGGGCAGUGGACGCUGCGAUCCAGUGGGUUUUUGGCUCUGGGCUCUGCAAAGUGGCAGGUGCCCUCUUCAACAUCAACUUCUAUGCAGGGGCUCUCCUGCUGGCCUGCAUCAGCUUUGACCGGUACCUGAGCAUAGUGCAUGCUACUCAGCUCUACCGCCGGGGGCCCCCAGCUCGUGUGACCUUCACUUGUGUAAUUAUCUGGGGGCAAUGUCUACUCUUUGUCAUCCCUGACUUCAUUUUCCUGUCGGCCUACCGUGACGCACGCCUCAAUGCCACCCACUGCCAGUACAACUUCCAACAGGGGGGCCGCACGGCACUGCGCCUACUGCAACUAGUGGCUGGCUUCCUGCUGCCACUGAUGGUCAUGGCCUAUUGUUAUGCCCGCAUCCUAGCUGUGCUGCUGGUCUCCAGGGGCCAGAGGCGACUGCGAGCCAUGCGGCUGGUGGUAGUGGUAGUGGUGGCCUUUGCCCUCUGCUGGACCCCCUACCACUUGGUGGUGAUGGUAGACACCCUCAUGGACAUGGGGGCUUUGGCCCGCGACUGUGCCCGAGAAAGCCGUGUGGAUGUGGCCAAGUCUGUCACCUCAGGUCUGGGCUAUAUGCACUGCUGCCUCAACCCGUUGCUCUAUGCCUUCGUGGGUGUCAAGUUCCGAGAGCGGAUGUGGACGCUACUUCUGCGCCUGGGCUGCCCUGGCCAGAGUGGGCACCAGCGGCAGCUGCCAUCUUCCCGCCGGGAUUCAUCCUGGUCUGAGACCACAGAGGCCUCCUACUCGGGCUUGUGA